Molecule: messenger RNA, 159 nt
Organism: Letharia columbiana
Lineage: Eukaryota; Fungi; Ascomycota; Lecanoromycetes; Lecanorales; Parmeliaceae
Exons: 2
Coding region: 1-159 (52 amino acids)
Source: RefSeq, a predicted model, not a curated record
AUGGCCACUUUCGCCGCGCCCCAAAUACCUGCAGCCAGGAAUGUCAUGAGGUACCUCAAAAAGCUUGAAGAAAGAUCAUCGAACAGGAAGCAACGCAUUGGCCGUAUGAGCAACCGCAUCAACUCCAAGAACCACACGAUCAGACGUCUGCGCAGCUAG